AUGACCUUACCAAAGUUGCAAUGGGCCCAAGUGGUCGAGGGAAAGGGCGGACCACUCGUCUACAAGCAAAUCCCAGUCCCCAAACCCGGCCCCGACGAAGUCCUCGUCAACAUCAAAUACUCCGGCGUCUGCCACACAGACUUGCACGCCCUAAAGGGUGAUUGGCCGCUGCCUACAAAGAUCCCGUUCGUGGGCGGCCACGAAGGUGCAGGUGUCGUCGUGGCUAAGGGCGAAUUGGUGAACGACUGGGAGAUUGGUGAUCAUGCCGGCAUAAAAUGGUUGAAUGGUUCUUGUCUCGAUUGCGAAUUUUGUAAGAGUGCGAAUGAGGCGGUGUGUCCCGAUGCCUUGUUGUCUGGGUAUACGGUCGACGGCACGUUCCAACAGUAUGUCAUUGGAAAGGCGGCGCAUACAACCAAGAUCCCGAAACACGUUCCGCUAGAUGCUGUUGCCCCGGUGCUUUGUGCGGGUGUCACCGUUUACAAGGGACUGAAGGAGUCGGGAGCUCGGCCCGGCCAGACCGUGGCUAUUGUUGGAGCCGGUGGUGGUUUGGGAUCCUUGGCCCAGCAGUAUGCCAAGGCGAUGGGACUUCGUGUGAUUGCCAUUGAUGGCGGCGAUGAGAAGAAGGCAUUAUGCGAGAGCAUGGGCGCAGAGGCAUACGUCGACUACACAAAAUCCAAAGAUGUCGUGGCAGACGUCAAAGCAGCAACACCCGGAGGACUAGGUGCUCACGCCGUCCUCGUCCUAGCUGUAGCUGAAAAGCCAUUCCAACAGGCAACGGAAUAUGUCCGACCUCGAGGAACAGUCGUCGCCAUUGGUCUACCUGCAGGCGCGUUUCUCAAAGCCGCCGUGUUCAGUACCGUGGUACGCAUGAUCAACAUCAAGGGCAGCUACGUCGGUGGACGAUUGGACAGUGAGGAAUGUGUAGAUUUUUUCGCAAGAGGGUUGAUUAAAGCUCCGUACAAGAUUGCACCGCUGAAAGACCUUCCUAAAAUUUUCGAUUUGAUGGAGCAAGGCAAAGUUGUGGGACGAUACGUGCUCCAAAUCCCGGAGUAA
Molecule: messenger RNA, 1053 nt
Organism: Talaromyces marneffei
Lineage: Eukaryota; Fungi; Ascomycota; Eurotiomycetes; Eurotiales; Trichocomaceae
Exons: 3
Coding region: 1-1053 (350 amino acids)
Molecular function (GO): zinc ion binding; oxidoreductase activity
Source: RefSeq, a predicted model, not a curated record